This is a messenger RNA of Hydra vulgaris (swiftwater hydra), 867 nucleotides long. The record is from RefSeq and is a predicted model, not a curated record. Lineage: Eukaryota; Metazoa; Cnidaria; Hydrozoa; Anthoathecata; Hydridae.
AUGUCUUUAUUUGAAGGCGGUGAUAGACGUCGUUAUAAUCUACCUUCACAUGAUGAAGUUGCAGUUGUAUUUGUUGGCGAAGAUGGUGCUCCCCCAACUUCCAGGAAAGUUGUUAUUUACCCAAGAGGUCAUCCUUUAAAAAUUGUAUCAAGCAAAGUUGUAACGCAUGUUCAGGUUAUUGAGUUUCAAAAGUGUGGUUUGCCGCAUUCCCACAUUUUACUUCAUUUAGCAAAUGAUGAUAAACUUGAAUCAUCACAGGAUAUCGAUAAUUUGAUUUGUGCAGAAAUUCCAGAUCCGAUAGUUAAUUGGGAACUUUAUGAUAUUAUCAAAACUUGCAUGAUUCACGGCCCAUGUGGGAUACUGAAUCCAAAUUCUCCCUGCAUGAAUGAUGGGGUGUGCAGCAAAAAAUAUCCUAAUGAUUUUAAUGCCAACACAGUAGCUGUUCACAAUGGUUAUCCGCGCUAUAGGCGUCGUGAUAAUGGGUUGGUUAUCAAUAUUAAAGGCAACAAUGUAGAUAACCGUUGGGUGGUACCUUAUAAUCGUUGGUUAUCAAAGAAAUAUCAAGCCCACAUUAAUGUUGAAGCUUGCAUGUCUGUAAAGGCUGUUAAAUAUUUGUAUAAAUACAUAUACAAAGGGCAUGAUUGUGCGAAUGUUUUGAUAAAUGAACAGGUUAAUCACGAUGAAAUAAACACUUUCUUAGAUUGUCGUUAUGUUAGUGCACCUGAGGCACUGUGGCGAAUAUUUGAGUAUCCCAUAAGUCAUAUGUCACACUCUAUUAUCCGUCUUAAGGUUUAUCUUCCUGAGAAUCAGAUUGUGUAUUUUAGAGAAGGAGAAGAACAAGUGGCGUUAGAUCGCUGCUCAACGUGA